Molecule: messenger RNA, 2060 nt
Organism: Morus notabilis
Lineage: Eukaryota; Viridiplantae; Streptophyta; Magnoliopsida; Rosales; Moraceae
Product: probable sugar phosphate/phosphate translocator At3g17430
Exons: 9
Coding region: 590-1735 (381 amino acids)
Cellular component (GO): endosome; Golgi apparatus; trans-Golgi network
Molecular function (GO): antiporter activity
Source: RefSeq, a predicted model, not a curated record
UCUCGACUCUUGAUUGAUGAUUGAUGAUUGUACGCCUCUCUCUCGACUCUUGAUUGAUGAUUGAUGAUAGCCCGUUUGGAAUGUACGUCACUCUUCGUCUUCCUUCUUCUUCUGCUGUCUGUCCGUGGGUUUGGGUCCUUAACUCAACCAAUCUGGUUCAUUGUGUCUCUCUCCUUUCUUUUCUUUUACCUUUAGAUAAUACACAGACUUUUAAUAAUUGAUUCAGGUGAGCGCAAGAUUUCGAUUUCGAUUUGGGUCUUGCUUUUCUACCAGAUCAGCCGACACCCCCUUGUUUUCUUUUGUUUCCUUGCUUCUUCUUCAAAUCCAUUUUCAAUUUUCCCCUCCUCCUUUUUUUUUCUUUUUCUCCUUCAAAAUCCUUUCUUUCUCCAACGACCCAUUUCGCCAAUCUGGGCGAAUUUAACUCUUUUUUUUUUUUUUUUUUUUUUUUUUUGCCAAGUGUAGAUGGCCUGAUCUAUUAUUAUAUAUAUAUAUAUAUUAUGUUGAAGUUGAACAUGAUUAUAUGUUGAUUUAGACCAAAAAAAAAAAAAAAAAGGUCCAAGUAUAUAGAGGCAAAAAGGCAGAGGCAAAGAUGGCGCCGAUCAACAUCAACAAACCGCUUGUGUUGACGUACCUUUACCUUUUCAUUUACAUUCUGCUUUCCUCCGGUGUUAUUUUGUACAACAAGUGGGUUCUGUCUCCAAAAUACUUCAACUUUCCACUUCCCAUAACGCUUACCAUGAUUCAUAUGGGUUUCUCUGGACUCGUCGCUUUCUUUCUCGUCCGUGUUUUCAAGGUUGUUUCUCCUGCCAAAAUGACGUUUGAAAUAUACGCUACUUGUGUCAUACCAAUUAGUGCCUUCUUUGCUUCAAGUCUUUGGUUUGGCAAUACUGCUUACUUGCAUAUUUCUGUGGCCUUCAUCCAAAUGCUCAAAGCUCUAAUGCCGGUGGCUACGUUUCUUAUGGCGGUUAUGUGUGGCACUGACAAAUUAAGGUGUGACGUCUUCUUGAACAUGGUGCUGGUCAGUGUCGGAGUCGUCAUUUCCUCAUAUGGCGAGAUUCAUUUUAACGUAGUCGGCACAGUUUACCAGGUAACAGGCAUCUUCGCUGAAGCUCUUAGGCUCGUCCUAACACAAGUCCUUCUACAGAAAAAAGGCUUGACUCUAAAUCCAAUCACCAGCUUAUAUUAUAUUGCUCCAUGCAGUUUUGUGUUUCUGUUUGUGCCUUGGUUUCUAUUGGAGAAGCCUACAAUGGAAGUUUCGCAGAUUCAGUUCAACUUCUGGAUCUUUUUCACCAAUGCUCUUUGUGCUUUGGCCUUGAACUUCUCCAUUUUCUUAGUAAUUGGUAGAACUGGAGCAGUUACAAUCCGUGUCGCUGGUGUCUUAAAGGACUGGAUUCUCAUAGCCCUUUCCACUGUUAUAUUCCCGGAGUCGGCUAUCACGGGACUUAACAUAAUUGGCUAUGCUAUAGCAUUAUGUGGUGUGGUGAUGUACAACUAUAUAAAGGUUAAGGAUGUACGCGCAUCUCAACUACCCACUGAUAUUAUUCCCGAAAGACUCACCAAGGAUUGGAAGUUAGAGAAGAAGUCAUCUGAUAUAUUCAAGCCCAAUAACAGUGGUGACAACAGUGGCGGGACGGGUUCUGGUACCGAUGCAUAUGGCGAUGAAGAAGCGCCUUUAAUUGCAUCAGCGAGAUUGUCUUAUCUUGGAAGAACACAGCUUGGCGACCAUGCUGCAUAACUUCAUGAAACCAAACAUAAAUAUGAAAAUUCAUUUAUAAAGGGUCGUGUUUAGCAAGGGAAAUCUAGGAGAAAAGAAGAGAAAUGCAGUGCUAGUGCAGUUUAGACUUUUAUUAUUCUUUCUUUCGAAGAGAGAUUUCUUUUUUUAUUUUUCCUACCUCUUAGAAAGCCUCAGGGAGAUUCGUUGUAAUAUUUCAUUUGUAAUGAGGUGUGCGUGCAUGAUUUGACUCGAAAUUUGUAUGCUCCUGCAGGGCCACCUAUUUUUGGUAAUGAAAACCAAUUUUUUGUCCCCAAAAAAAAAAAGAAAAAGAUAUAAUUCUUCAAUA